AACAAAAUGUGUAGGUAUGCUUGUGUCUUGUUACCUGUGAUAUUGAUAUUUGUUUUCGUUAGUGAAGUAUCCAGUAUAGUAUGUACUAAAGAAGAGUUGUUUGAUACCAGACCAUUAAUUUGUCCUGGUCCAAAUGAUCCAAAAGACAAGAUCUAUUGUUGUGGUCCGAAGAAGCUUCGCUACUGCUGUAGCUAUUCUGAUUAUGCUUCUGCUAUCAACACCAUUGGGAUCAUCGUGGGCGUCCUGGUGACGGCCAUAGUGGUUGUUGUCAUCAUAGUGGUGGUGUCAUGUUUCUGCUGCAGUUGUUGCCUCCUCGCCAAGCAUCGGAAUCGACGAGGAAACACCUCUUACACUGCAAGUCAGCCGGCAACGACCGCUACGACGACAACUGCCCACUAUUCAGCUCAGCCAGCAUACCCAAUACAGACCUUCCCGACUGGAUACCCCCAGCAGCAGUUCCAGCAGCAGUACCCCCAGCAACAGUUCACCCAAGAACACUUCCAGUACCCACCCAACCCCUAUCCACCACAACCCCCCUAUCCUCCUGCUGGGGGAUACCAGGGAGGAUAUCCCCCACCCCCAGGAAACCCUCCCCCCUAUCCGGUGAAUGAUCAGCCCCCAUAUAAUCCCCAAUUUGCUGCAGGCAAGUGA
This is a messenger RNA of Uloborus diversus, 651 nucleotides long. Its product is annotated as protein shisa-5-like. Bases 7 to 651 code for a protein of 214 amino acids. The record is from RefSeq and is a predicted model, not a curated record. Lineage: Eukaryota; Metazoa; Arthropoda; Arachnida; Araneae; Uloboridae. Gene Ontology annotation, biological process: axon guidance. The transcript is spliced from 4 exons.